Messenger RNA from Zootoca vivipara (common lizard), 5434 nucleotides. RefSeq names its product RFNG O-fucosylpeptide 3-beta-N-acetylglucosaminyltransferase (gene RFNG). Lineage: Eukaryota; Metazoa; Chordata; Lepidosauria; Squamata; Lacertidae. Gene Ontology annotation, cellular component: Golgi membrane. Gene Ontology annotation, molecular function: O-fucosylpeptide 3-beta-N-acetylglucosaminyltransferase activity. Gene Ontology annotation, biological process: pattern specification process. The record is from RefSeq and is a predicted model, not a curated record.
CACAGGUGAAGCCCUUAAAGGGGCCGCGGAGCCUUUGCUGCCCGCUUCCAACGCGCUUCCCCGCCCCCCAGCCCCCGCUGCGUCCCUGGCGAUCUGCUCGGCGGAUGGCGCCGGAUCCUAAGCUGAGCGACGGGUGAGUUAAGACGCGCAGCGAGACGGCUCCCGCGUCCCUCAGCCGUAGAAACAGCCUUGGAGACGCUGCGCGUAGAAAAACUUCAUCUUAUUGAAAGUGUGCCUAUCACCUGAAGAAGGGUGCAAAUGGGACACUGAUAAUGCACAUUAAUAAGAAGUGGCUGUACUUUAGUGAUAGAGCACAUGCCUGGCAUGAAGAAACUCUGAGAUUCAGUCUCCAACCAAAGGACCAGAUAGCAAGUGACAGGAAAGACCUCUACCUAAGACUCUGGAGAGCUGCUGCCAUUAAAAAUAAUACCGGAUCAGAUAGGCCAUCUGACUUUAAAGCAACUCCAUGUGUUCAUAAGGAGUAAAGCUGUGUGUGCACAGACCUGUCUUGAUUUUUGCUUCAUGGCAUCUUUAAACAUUCAGCCUCAAUACUUGUCAAUAUACAGUUUUAAAGUUGUUUAAAUGAACUACCAUAUACAAAUAAUACAGUGGCUAGAGGCUCCCCUCUCCCUGUGGAACAGGUGCCAACUCUCUUGCGUUUUACUAUUAGGAUGACAAGUCCAGAGGUUAGAAAUUGAAAUAUAAGUAGGUCUCUAUGGUAUUUGAAUUCCAUAAAAAUUAUACUCUGUUGCUGAGAAAUUCCUAGACCUUGACAAAUGUAUCAGUUUCUGUUGUUCUCACCUGGAAAUAAUGUUGCAACUUUACAAUAUGACAAAGGCCCUUGGGGCUGAAGAAUGAGCUUUUCUUGCAUUAAGCUCAGUAAGAUCUGCUUCCUGCUCUCGGUUAUCUUUUGUGCAGUUCUCCUCUUGCUAAUCCCCAAAUUCCAGGCCAUCUGGAAACCUAGAAGUUAUCCACAGCCACAGCCACCACUUCUUUUUAAUGGUUCCAGCAACAGUGACAUCACUUUGCAGCAGGUGGAAUCCAGUUCGAUUGAUCAUUUGGAUGAUGAGGCUAGCAAUAUAGUGUCCUUGGUGAAAGAAGAACUGGUAGAAAAAUGGAGUCACUAUAUCAUAACCACUGGGAGAUCUGGUCUGAAAGCUAACAGAAAGAUGAAUGACAGCCCAAUUAAUCAAUUGGACAAUUUGAUGAAAGACCAUGUGGAACCUGCUUUAGUCUUUGCUAAGGAAAAGCUGAAGUUGAAGGAUAUCUUUAUUGCUGUGAAAACAACAAGGAAGUACCAUAGAACAAGGCUGAACUUGCUGUUCCAAACAUGGAUUUCUCAGGCUAAGGGGCAGACAUUUAUAUUCACAGACUGGGAUGAUCAGGAGCUACGUCUCAGGGCAGGGGACCAUGUAAUCAAUACCAACUGCUCAGCUGUUCACACUCGCCAAGCUCUCUGCUGCAAGAUGUCCGUGGAAUAUGAUAAAUUCCUGGAGUCUGGGCGAAAGUGGUUUUGUCAUGUGGAUGAUGAUAACUAUGUGAACCUGCACAAUCUCCUGCAUCUCCUGUCUGCUUUUUCACACAGCCAAGAUAUAUAUGUGGGGAGACCAAGCCUAGACCAUCCAAUUGAAGCAGCAGACCAUGUUCGGAAUGACGGAUCAACCACUGCAAAGUUCUGGUUUGCCACAGGUGGUGCAGGGUUCUGCAUCAGCAGAGGUCUUGCCCUCAAGAUGAGCCCCUGGGCUAGCCUAGGAAGCUUCAUCAGCACUGCAGAGAGAAUUCGACUUCCUGAUGACUGCACCAUUGGUUACAUUAUUGAGGGGCUGUUGGAGGUGAAACUCUUGCGCAGCCCCUUGUUCCACUCUCAUCUGGAAAACUUGCAGCAGCUGCGUGGCGAAGCUGUGCUGAAACAGGUUACCUUGAGUUAUGGUGGUCCUGAGAACAGGCGCAACGUUGUAAGCGUGGGUGAAGUGUUCAGUAUACAGCAAGACCCAACUCGAUUCAAAUCUGUCCACUGUCUCCUCUACCCUGACACUGGAUGGUGCCCCAGUCUAAUAGUGAACUGAUAUCUGCCCUAACAUUCAGAUGUAUCUCUUGCUGGUCCUUUUUAAAAAAAAUGUGCAGCCAAAGCUGUCUUUGGGGAGAAAACAGAAGACAAGGUCAAAGCAAGUGGCCACUAUUGUAAAUGGUCUUUGGACAUAUCUUUAGUCUUGAAGCACAUCAUAAUCUAUAUCUGCAAUGCUCUUCUCACUCCUUUUCUGAUCACAUAUAUGUCAUGUUAGCCAAACCUACUUCCUAUUGCAUUGCAUUUGUACAACCUCAGGAAUGUUACAGUAUGGCACUGUAGCAACAUAGUUGAGGGCUAAUCUUCUUUCCGCUAGAAUGCUUGGAGGAAAGCACAAAGCUUUGUUUUGAGACUUCACAUGGGAAAACGAGGGGAUUUUUAAUGGAAAAAUAGUGUAAUCAAGAAGUCGUAGCCUGUUGUUUAUUCUGCCUCAGCAUCUGUAUCGUGGAACCACACUAGAAAUGCUAGUGACUGCUUACCUACUAAUGAUUAUAAAGUAGACCAGUAUUUACAGGGUGCAUAUUAUCAGAAAUACCCUGAGAAGUGAUACAAUCUUCAAAUAUCUGAAGGGCUGUCACAUGGAGUAAGCUUGCUUUUUUUGCUGCUCCAGUGUGUAGUACCUGAAGCAAUGGAUUCAAAUUCCAGAAAGGAGAUUCCAAUUAAACAUUGAGAAGAACUUUUCUGAUAGGGAGAACUGUUUUGACAGUGCAACAGACAACCUCAGAAGGUGGUGGUGAACUAUCCUUAAUUGGAGGUUUUAAAGAGGUGGGUGGCCUCUGUCAGGGAUUGUUUAGCUGUGAUUCCUGCAUUGCAGGGGGUUGAACUAGAUGCCCAUCAGGUCCUCUCCAACACUACAAUUAUUUUAUUCUAUCCUGCUCCUGUGUUCCAUGCUAUAGCAGAGCCACUUGCCUUUAUGGCCAUUUGAAAGCUAUCUUAUACAUGUACAGUGGUACCUCUACUUAUGAAUGACUCUACUUACGAAUGUUUCUACUUACGAAUGGAGCUCCGUCUGCGAUCUUGGAUGCGGUUUAGAUAGGAUUUUUUCUACUUAUGAAUUUUUAGAUAGGGUUGCUUCUACUUACGAUUUUUUUCUCCCAAUGCAUUCCUAUGGGAUUCGACUUACAAUUUUUUUCGACUUACGAAUGUGCAUUCGGAACGCAUUAAAUUCGUAAGUAGAGGUACCACUGUACUGUAUUUCACUCUUGCCUGGAUGAAAUUCAUAUACAUACUGUACACUGUUACCUCCAAGUCCCACACCUAUUUGUCUUGAGCAUUCUGUGCCCUGACCACUAACUAAUAUAAUUGAAACCCCCAUUUAUCUUGGCUGGACCACUAUACGUUUAUUGCUUUUUGUAUUGUAGCUUGUCUCCUCUUCUUGAUGCAUUCCACAAUCAAUAUGCUGGAUAUAUGAGGAAAGAACAUUUGUUAACACAUGAUGUAUGUGAUACUAUUUAAGGACUUUUUCCAUGAUGGACUGGAUCAACUCUAUAAAGGACGUUUUAUAAUCCUGGAAGUGUUAAUGUUUAAUAUUCUCUGCAAUCAGUCUUCAGCUAGCAUAGAAUAAUAUGCUACAAACUUACACUAUAAACUACAAACUUACACCAUACUGGCAUGGUAUAACCCACCUUGUAAAUACUGUUGCAGCAUUCACCAAAAAGUUAAAAGUAGGUUGCAUUUUGGGAAAAGGUGAAGGAACCCUGUGUGUGCAGCCCUGAGAUGAAAUAAGUAAUAACUGAAAUGUUGACAAACUAUCAGUUUAGCAGGCCUCUCUUUGCGACAUAAAAAAAUGAAGGUACCACACCAUCUAUUUAAGGAACUCAUGCUACUUUAAUAGUCAUGAAGACAGUUUGUUAAGGGCCUCUUAAUGACUCUCGGCCUCCUUAACAAACAACAGCAACCAUUUAUUUCUUAUACCCUGCCCAUCUUACUGGGUUGGCCCUGCCAUGCUGGAUGGCUUCCAAGAAAAACACAGGAAAAACAACCACCACAACAUGAAACAUUAAAAGCUUCCUGAAACAGGUCUGCCUAUUUUAAUGCACAUUUGCAUACUUCUGAAUUUGGUUUCCUUGACACAUAAUUUCCCAUUCUAGGCUAUAGAGCAGGUGUUCUGUGGUGCUGUAUGGAUGCUGGACUCCAGCUCCCAUCAUCUUCAGCCAGUAUGGCUAAUGGGGAUAGUGGAAGUUGUAGUCCAACCCCAUAUAGAGGGCACCAUGGUGGCUAUCCCUGCUAAUAGAGCAUACCUGCUUAUUGUCUGUGCAGAGCACUGGCGAUAAGUGAAGUGCUUGGAGUGUUGAAUUGUUUGUGCAUGAUUAGACUGUUGCAGCCUUUGCUGCUAUUUCUGAAUGCAGGAGCAUUCCCAGUGAAAUCUCCCCCCUCCCCCCAAAAUAAAUAUUUUAUUGUAAACCACCCUGUGAUCCUCUGAAAAAGGAUGAUAUAGAAAUUUAAUAAAUGAUAAUGAUAAAUAGCAAUUUUUAGAAGUGUGGUUUUUUUUUAUUCUCAACCGUGAAAAACCUUGGCACAGCCAACUGCCUCUCUACACAGCACUGAAAGGAGCACUGAACCCAGUAUAGCUCAGUUGUUAGAGCAUGAGGCCCUUAAUCUCAGGGUCAUGGGUUUGAGACCCACAUUGAGCAAAAGAUUCCUACAUUGCAGGGGGUUGGAUUAGGUGACCCUUGUGUUCCUUUCCAACUCUAUGAUUCUAAUGGCUUUUGAUAAACACCACAGUUCUUAAAGUUUUAGUAGAGUAAAAUGAGUCAAGUCUGCAACUAGCUGUGAUGUCUGAUUGAGCGUCAGCAAAGGCUUGAAGAUGGUUUUGAGGCACAGGAGAAUAAACUCAAGCCCUGCAGUGCAUAAGGUGGUGGUGUCAGCUUUCCAGACUUAAUUGAGACCUUAAGAUCUUCUGCUUUGUUCACAUGCACUUCUUUGACAAUUUAGCCAUGCUCAAUUUGCUUAUGUGCAAAUUUUCGCUUUGAGCAAAUGAUGUUGGCACUUUCUGGUUUAGCAACUACCACAUUUCUUUUCUAGAAAAUGAAUCUAAAAAAUAAAGUGUUUCACUGACUCUGCUUUCAUUCUGAGUUGCUGUACCAUGUUUUUGAAUGGUAUUCAGGACCUAGUUAAUACUGUAUACAUGCAUCCUCAUAAUGGGUCCCUGCUGAAAACAUGCAUUUAAUACAUUUUCCCUAUCUAAAAUGCAAUAUUAGAAUAAACCUACAUGCUGAUUAUCUGAGAGAUUGUAAGCAUUUCAAAACCUUUUAAAUGUAUGUCUAAGAAUUUAGAAUGGUUCACAUUCCAGUGCUUAAUUUUAACGGGGGAAAUGUUUGUUUAGAAACAACCAGUGCCUCUUGCUGUGACCCAGUCACCCUGACCAUG